AUGCUAAUAUUUAUCUAUUUGAGUGUUAAUAUCUGUCUAUCUAUCUGUCUGUCUAUCUAUCUAUCUAUCUAUCUAUCUAUCUAUUUGAAAGUUAAUAUCUAUCUAUCUAUCUAUCUAUCUAUCUAUCUAUCUAAAACAUUCGGUUCUGUUAAUAUCUAUCUAUCUAUCUAUCUAUCUAUCUAUCUAUCUAUCUAUCUAUCUAUCUAUCUAUCUAAAACAUUCGGUUCGUAUCUAUCUAUUUAUUUGAGUGUUACUAUGUAUCUGAGUGCUAAUAUCUAUCUAUCUAUCUAUCUAUCUAUCUAUCUAUCUAUCUAUCUAUCUAUCUAUCUAUGUACCCCCUCCCUUUCCCUGCUUUUUGCUUCCUUCCAAUUUUUCACUCUGGUCCCUCCCAUUUAUUUUCCGACCCAAGACUCCCUCGAUCUUACCGGGUCUCUUCUCUUUCCAACAGCUAUCUUCAUCUGCUUCAGUUUUCUUAGCAGACUCCAACCCCAUCCACAACCUCACCCCCCAUACGCUGUCCAGUCACUACCCCCCACCUCUACUCCAUUCUGUUGCUUUCGUGCCGAUCGCUCGAGUGUUCUAUACAAGUAA
Messenger RNA from Acanthosepion pharaonis, 591 nucleotides. NCBI's taxonomy places the organism in Eukaryota, Metazoa, Mollusca, Cephalopoda, Sepiida, Sepiidae. The record is from the annotation of a GenBank genome assembly.